AUGCCCUUAGACGUUGUGGACGCUAUUGUUGUUCUUGGUGGUGGUUCACAACGUAAUGAAGACCCUGCCAGUCUUCCAUGGUUUGUGUUGGAACGCUUAGAUGCCGCAUAUGAACGUUAUCAUACAAUAUGUGCAGAACAACUAUUAAAAGGAAAAGGAAAAAGACCAAAACUUGUGCUUCUCAGUGCGGGAACUACACAUAAACCAAAUUACAUUAAUCAUGUUGGUUGGCCUAUUGGUGAAAGUACUAGUGGAGCUCUUUAUCUCUUACAAAAGUGUAAAGAAAGAGUAGAUGCGAUGACGACGAUGAAGAAAGGUAAGGUCGCUGAUGAAAAAGAAAUGGCUUCAUGGCUUACACCUCAUGAUAUUAUUCGAGAAACAAGUAGUCUUGAUACAAUUGGAAAUGCUUAUUUUUUGCGAACUGUACAUGCAGAUCCGGCUGGUUGGCGUCAUUUACAUGUAAUCACUUCAGACUUUCACUUACCCCGUACUCGGGCUGUGUUUGAGUUUAUAUUUGCCUGUGAUAAGGCUGUGUAUAAUAUUACCUACGAGGGUAUCCCAUCUGCACAGAGAAAUAAGGAACAACAGAUAGCCAUACAGGGACGUUCUUGUAAAGAAAGGAAUGGAUUACAAGCAUUUUACGCGCUUGUGCAUGAUGUGUUUGGAGUCUCUUGUUCAUUUUCUUCUUUUAAUGAUAAUAAUAAUAAUAAUAAUGAUAAUGAGAUGGCAAUGUAUACACGUAAUGCUGGUGUAACACUUCAGUCUGUGCACGAGUGGCUCUUUACGCAACAUCUCGCGUAUUGUACCCACGAGGCGAUGGUCGUUUCUUCAUCCACAACAGACAUAUUAAUGGAUGCAGAAACACUACAGACAUAUUGA
Messenger RNA from Trypanosoma theileri, 879 nucleotides. Its product is annotated as putative GPI-anchored surface protein. Bases 1 to 879 code for a protein of 292 amino acids. Gene Ontology annotation, cellular component: plasma membrane. The transcript has a single exon. The record is from RefSeq and is a predicted model, not a curated record. NCBI's taxonomy places the organism in Eukaryota, Euglenozoa, Kinetoplastea, Trypanosomatida, Trypanosomatidae.